AUGUCAGAAGAAAACCGCUUGAAGGAUUUCCAGGAAGCCAAUAAGAUUGUUUUUGACCCAAGUACGAGGUCUGUAUGGGAAACCCAGGAGAAGAAUAUUGAUGCUGGAGUAAAUGGAUCGAAAGCCGAGGAAUACGACGCCCAGAGUGGGACCACAUCGGGUAUUGUACCCACGCUACAGAAUAUUGUCGCGACAGUGAAUCUGGAUUGCCGGCUGGACCUAAAAACAGUGGCUUUGCACGCCAGAAACGCAGAAUACAAUCCCAAGCGGUUUGCAGCUGUAAUCAUGCGUAUCCGGGAGCCUAAGACCACGGCUCUGAUCUUUGCGUCGGGGAAAAUGGUGGUGAUUGGUGCGAAGUCAGAGGACGACUCGAAGCUGGCCAGUAGAAAGUAUGCGCGGAUUAUACAAAAAAUCGGGUUCAGUGCCAAGUUCACGGACUUCAAGAUCCAGAAUAUUGUAGGGUCGUGCGACGUCAAGUUCCCGAUCCGUCUCGAAGGUCUGGCGUUUUCGCACGGUACUUUCUCGUCGUACGAGCCAGAGCUGUUCCCGGGUCUUAUUUACAGAAUGGUUAAACCUAAGAUCGUGCUGCUGAUCUUCGUGUCCGGGAAGAUCGUGCUGACCGGUGCAAAGCAGCGGGAGGAGAUCUACCAGGCGUUCGAGGCCAUCUACCCGGUGCUGAGCGAAUUCCGGAAGUUGUGA
Molecule: messenger RNA, 699 nt
Organism: Lachancea dasiensis
Lineage: Eukaryota; Fungi; Ascomycota; Saccharomycetes; Saccharomycetales; Saccharomycetaceae
Source: the annotation of a GenBank genome assembly